GCGGAAAGCCCUCCAGUACCAGGAGGGCACCAAGAAGGAGGACCGGUACCUGUGCGGCCCGCGGCUGGAGGCGAAGCUCACGGGCCGGGCCGAGAUCGCGGUCGAGCGCUGCAAGGCUGGGUGGCUCUCCAGACCAGAUGGCGUGGAGAGGCUCCUGGCGUGGCUGGAGCGCAGAUGCUCUCGACAAGCCGUGCCAGACGUAGGCCAGGAGCUCGAGACGUUCUUGAUCAAGACGAAGCGCCGCAAGCUCGAGCCAAUGCAGCAGUGGACGGACCGCUUCGAGACAGGUUACCAGUACCUCAGACGCGCGCUGGCACGCGCGCUGGGACACACGGUCCCGGUCCAGGUCGCUCCAGCGUGGAAGCGGGCAGGGCGACCAUACCGCUGGGUUGAGGUCGAACGUGGCUGGCCAUUCGAGGGUAGCGAAUGGACAUGGGAGUACACGGACGGCCUGCCAGACGAUGAGAAAGAGGACUCACACCUCUGGAGCGCUGCUGACCAGGAUGAGGACGCCGAGGAGGAGCUCGGGGACAUGCCAGAAGUGUUCCCGAGCCUGGUCCUGGGCUGGUUGAUGCUCGUGCGGUCAGGCCUUGACUCGCGCGAGCGGGCGGCCAUCAUGACGGCAACCGGCGGCUCGCUGGAGGUCAACACCAGCCGGGAGAAGCUGAUCUCGAGCUGGGAGGACGAUGACCUGGCGGAGCGUGAUGGGCACUCACGGUUCCCGAAGGCGUACACGGCCCAGCUCGGAGAAGAUGAUCGCACAUGGCUUGACGGAGAUGAGGCACCAGAUGCGAGCAGCUUCGUGGCCGACAUGGAGAACAGCGAGUGGCAGGAGGAAGAACCAGGCCCAGAGGAGGCGAACGAUGAUGACAUUGAGAGCUACUUGGCGGCUCAGCAGGAGGAGGCGGAGGCGCUUGCGGCGAUCCACACCGCCCAGCGUACCCUCCGCCAGGCUCGAGAAGCUCAGGCAGACAGCAGGCUGAGCAGGGGCUUCUACCGGGGAGGGACGCCAGACGCGAGCGCGAAGGUGGCAGAGUGCAGGAAGGAGCUGAAGUUCAACCUCGUGGCCUCGCUGGUCGCCGAGCAGGAGCCCCGGGAGUCGGAGUGCGAGGCGAUGUUUGCGGACCAGGCCAUCCUCGAGGGCAAGGGCAUCGUCGACUUAGGGUGCACGGACGCCAUGGGUGGUGAGCGCGCCCUGGACAUCGUGGCCCGCAAGAACUUGGAGAAGUAUGGCGACACCAGGCUGCUGGACGUGAACCUGGACUACAGGCCAGUCUACAGCUUCGGGAAUGGCGAGAAGGAGCGCGCCUACGGACAGGUGAAGUUCGGCAUCACGGGCGCGGGCGUGGAAGGCGACAUCGCCAUCAACGGUUUCUCGAAGGACGUCCCGAUCCUGGUGUCCAAGAAGGUGCUGAAGAAGCUCGGGGCCGUCGUGGACUGCGAGACUGGGGUGGCCGUGUUCGUGAAACUCGCACCGGACAUCCCCGUGCAGCUGGAGGAGUCACCUGACGGAGGCCACUACUACCUGAGCUUGGUCGACGACUUGCUGGAGCAGCGCGUCAAGGACCAGAGCCAGCUGCGGAACUUCAAGACCAUCUGUGAGAGCAUGCGUGAGUGGGACCGCCAGCCCGUGGCCGCAGUGUGCCAGGGGCCGGACAGCAGCUCGGAUGACCGGGCUCAGCAGUUGGAGCGCUACAUGUAUCCAUCUCAAUCCGAUCACAGCAUUGUCACCGAUGCGUCUCCAGUUGCUUCAGCCGGGGCGUGCCGAGGAUCGCAUGCUCGUGCGGUGCGACCACUUCAGAUGCCAACGUCUCGCAGUGCAGUACAGGGCCUCUACAAAGCGGAGGUGCUUCACUUACUUCAGGAGCUUGGCCUACCAUGCAGUCCGGCCUGGGGCGUGGACGAGCUGAAGCAGGUUCUCAAGGAGCACAUGUUUCCGAAGGACGAGACGCCAGUGCAGAUGGCCAUGAAGGGUCUCAGCUCGAUGAAGAAGUCCCAGCUCUUGGCGAAGGCAGAGGAGGUAGGCGCCCACGUGACACAGGGCAUGACGAAUCCGUCACUCAAGCUCUCGAUCCGCAAGGCCAUUCUCAUGAAGCAUACCCCGGAGCCGACCGACUACAUGGGCUUCGGGAAGCACGGAGCCAUGACCUACCAGCAGGUUCGGAGCCAGUACCCCUCCUACGCAGCCUGGUGCCAGAAGGAGGCGAACCAGGAGAGCAGCUGGGAGCUGGCCCGGUUUGCCUCAUGGCUCAACGAGCAGGAGAUCAUCGACAAGAAGGCCGGGGUGACCAGGGAUCCGAAGGAGGUCCCGAGAGAGCCAGACAAGGCUCGAGGGGGCGCGAGGUCAUCCCGCAGGAGAACGGUCGACGCGAUCAUGGAGGACGAGAUCGAGGAGCAGGAGAAGCUCGAGGCUGCGAUCAAGAUGCAGAAGGAGGAGAAGGAGUCCAACCGCUUGGUCCAGGAGCAGAUGCUGACGGCGCUGAACCAGCUCAACCAGAGGCUUGGCCAGCUGGAGGGCCAGGAGCUGGACCCCAGGAAGCAGCGCUGGCUUGCCAAGUGCAUCCAGGAGAGCGGCCACGUUGAGGACUACGAGGCGCUGAUGGCCCACGGCAGUACCAAGUUGAUGGAGAUCACGUGCAGCCCGACAUCCAUCCUGAGCACUAAGAUGGCGGAGAAGUUCGGCGAGGACGCUGUAUGCCGCAUCAGUGCGUGGAACGGUUUCAAGCUGGGGACUCCUGGCGGCAACCAGAGGGCUCGGGAGGCACGUGAUGAGGCUGAACCAGACCACCUGUGGAUCAGUACGAGGUGCGGCCCCCUGUCUACCCUCACCCUCGGCUUCAACGGCUCCAACCCCAUCAGGGCCGAGGCCACCAGGAAGCGCAGGUUGCAGGCCAUCAAGGAGUACAAGGGCGCGGUGCAGUUGGUGUAUGACCAGGUGGCUCAAGGCAAGCAUGUACACUGGGAGUGGCCCAUCAAGUGCGAAGGCUGGGGCCACACGAUGAUCAGGAAGAUGGUGGAGGACUGCUCCAUGACGGUGGUGAAGGUGGCAGGCUGCCAGCUCGGCGUGAAGGACGGGAAGGGCCUGCCGCUGUUAAAGGAGUGGCUUAUCGCUACGACGUCUCCAAAGAUGGCAGCCCGGAUGUCCCUGGAAUGCCCAGGAGAUCACCGACAUGGGGAACUCACGGGAGGCAGUCUGACUGCGGCCACCAGCUAUUACCCGGACGAGUUUGCCAGACGAGCUGUGCGGGCGAUGACCGAGGAGGCCGCGCCCGACUACCACGAGUUCAUGAGGUGCGUGGUGGAGCCCGGGGAGGCGGCCGACCAGGCGAUGGCAGCCAACCAAGAGGAGGCAAAGAUGAACCCGGACUUGAGCUCGAAGGAGUACCAGCAGAUCAUGAGGUGGCUCACCUCAAUACACCGUGGCUCAGGUCACAGCUCGAAGGCCUCCAUGCUGAACGCACUUCGGAGGAAGGGCGCCAGCCCACAGGUGCUACAGGUGGCUGAGGACUUCCACUGCGACGCUUGCGAAGAGGCGCACAAGUUCAAGCCCACACAUCCGCCGGUCAGCAUGGAAGCCAUCCCGCCGAAGUGGAAGCACAUCCAGGCGGACCAGUUCGAAUGGGAGCACCCGCAGACGAAGGUUAAGUCCAAGAUAUCCCUGAUCAUAGACGAGAACUGCCGGGUGCGCGUCAGCAAGCUACUGUACCACAUGGUUGGCGAGGACCGGCACAGGAAUCCCGUGUGGGCCGACCUCAAGCAGUUCUACGAGGAGCGCUGGAUGCCCUACUUCGGCAAACCACAGAGGGUGAAAGUGGACCCCGAGGGCUCCUGGAUGUCCAAGCAGGCGGCUGAGUACUUUGACUCCGACUCCAUCGCGUACGAACCCAUACCUGGCCAGGCCCACUGGCACAUCUCCCUCGCCGAGGAGGCCAUCCAGGCCACCAAGGGGACCAUGGACAAGUUGGUGACGGAGAACCCCGAGAUGACGACGGAGGAAGCCCUGGCCAGAGCGACCGCAGCUGGGAACUCACGAGAAGAUGUCCGAGGACACUCCCCCCUUCAACAUGCCCUCGGGCGAGCACCAGACCUGGACGGACACUUCUUUGAGAGCGACUUCGACGAACUGCCCUACGUGGAGGCCCAGAGGGUCGACAAGGAGUUCGGGGAGAACUACACCAGGAUGUAUGCUGCCGAGCAGGAGUACCUGAGGCAAGUCUACAUGCGACGCAUCAGCAGGGCAGAGAACGCGAAGAAUCAGGCGGUGAAGUCCGUGGUGCCAGGCAUGUGGGUGCGCUACUUCCGGAAGGAGAAAGGUGAAGCCAAGGGCCGAUUCAAAGGGCUCGCGAGGGUCCUGGCCACAGAGACGGCGCGGCCGGUGGACGGGGACCUUGGCGAAGGACGGGCCCUACACCCUGGGCGUGCAGGAUCUGUGGUGUGGCUUGUACGAGCCGGGCGUAUCAUCAAGGUGGACCUCUGCCAGAUCCGGGCAGCCUCCUCACGGGAGAUCGCCUACGCAGAGCUGAUGGGAGGCAAAGACACGCCCUGGACAGUCCACACCUUCAUGAACCAGGCGAUGAAGCACGAAUACCUGGACUUCACGGGCCACGACCCCACCGAGGACGACAUGGAGGAGCAGAUGAAGGAGAACAUGGCCCUCAUGGCGAAGUCCACUCCAGACGCCCGGGCCUUUUGGGCUCGUCAGGGCACGUCUCUGGAGGUCUCCGUUGAGGUUCCCCUGGAGGGGAAGCCGCUCAAGCAGGCCACGCGGCACAUGAGUACCUACAUGGCGAGCCAGCUGCGAAAGGGCAAGCGCGAGAUCUCGGAAAGAACGUUGACCCCGGACGAGGUGGCGAAGUUCGGCCAGGCAAAGGCCACGGAGGUGAACAACUACAUUGUGUCUUCGGUGCUGGAGACGCUCCCAUCAGGCGUGACUCCGCCCCCCGAGGACAUCAUGCGCAUGAGGUGGAUCCUCGAGUGGAAGGUGGACGAGAACACGGGCACGAAGAAGCCGAAGGCAAGGAUUGUGGUCCUGGGUUAUAUGGACCCCGAGUACGAGCACCGUCCGACCACCGCCCCAACCAUGACGAGAACUUCGAGGCACCUGGUGCUGCAGACGAUGGCGUGGUUGGGCUUCAAAGGCUACAAAGCGGACGUGACAGGGGCUUUCACGCAGAACAGAGAGAUCCAGCAUGACCUGUUCGUGAUGCCUGUGAAGGAGCUCGCGGCAGCGCUGGGGAUGCCCGAGGGCGUUGCGAUGCGGCUCAGGAAGGCGGUCUACGGGCUCGUGGAAGCAGCGAUCGAGUGGUUCAUGACCGUGAGCGAGGCACUGGAGGAGUUCGGCUGGACCCAGAUGAAGAUGGACCCCUGCGUGUGGGUGCUCUACGGUGACGGCCACGGCAGGGAUAACGGCUUCACCAAGGAGGCGCUGAAGGAUUUCACAAACCCAGAGGUGCUCGGGGACCUGAUCGCGGCGAAGGGGGACAUGGAGAUCAUAGCCAUUGCGGGGUCGCACGUGGACGACUUCCUGCUUGGUGGCAACGACACGGACCCCCGGUGGAUCACCGCCCGGGAACAGAUAGAGAAGCGCUUCAAGUGGAAAGCCUGGGAGUCGGGGGAGUUUAUGCAGACGGGGGUGCGGAUCAAGCAGCAGCCCGACAGGAGCUUCCGCAUGGAUCAGAGCGAGUAUGUGAAGACCAUCGAGAAGGCGUACCUCACCCCGGAGCGCAAGAAGGAAAAGGACCUGCCGACCACCGACAAGGAGAAGGGCCAGCUGAGGGCUAUCUUAGGGGCCAUCGGGUGGAGAUCCGAGCAGUCAGGCCCUAUGCACUCGGCCGACACGAGCCUUCUGCUCAGCACCAUACCAUCGUCCACCGUGCAGACCAUCAACGAGACCAACCGCCUGGUCGAUCGUGUUCGUGAGUGUGCGGAUCUACCCGUAGUAAUACACAGCCACUCUCAGGCACAGGUUCUGGUGCCAGUGGAGUGGUCCGACUCCUCCGAGGCCAACCGUCCCGACGGAAAGUCCACCAAGGGCCUGGUGGCGGGGCUGGCCCCUUUGAGGAUCCUCCGGGGAGACGAGGCGGACGUGAGCCUCAUAUCCUGGAAGUCCGGGAAGAUCGAUCGUGGUUGCCGCAGUUCCGUGGCAUGUGAGACACGCUCCGCCGUUGAUGCUGAGGACGAGCUGUUUGGCAUCAAGUUGCAAUGGCUAGAGAUCCUAGGCAACAACAUCGACUGGAGGAAGCCCGAGGGGAUUCUACGCAGACUGCCAGGAGCAGUGGUUGUAGAUUCAAAGGGCCUGUACGACAAGCUGCAGACGACGGUCUACACCUUCCGGGGCAAGGAGAAGCGGACCGACGUGGAGGCCAUGACCCUGAAGGAGGGGACGCAGGCGGCGAACAACUGGAUGCUCUGGGUACAUGGGGACGCCCAACUCGCCAACUCGCUGACGAAGGGGCACGAGCCAGGGCAGUUACGGAUGUAUUUCAACAACGGGCACCGCUGGAAGCUGGUCUACGACGAGAAGUACCAGAGUGCACGGAGGAGGAAGGCCGCUGGAAUCCAGCCGUUCGAGCACGUGGGAGCGGGCAUCCUCAAAACGCCAGGCGGGACAAUGGCCCACGUCAAUGCAGCUGCGUGCCCAGACUUCCCGCCAUAUGAGGCCAUGACCGAGUACAGUUCAGACGAGGAGGCGGACUCAAGGAUGCUCAGCUUGGAG
Prorocentrum cordatum is the source of this 6715-nucleotide messenger RNA. NCBI's taxonomy places the organism in Eukaryota, Dinophyceae, Prorocentrales, Prorocentraceae. The record is from the annotation of a GenBank genome assembly.